AUGGCCACCCUCUGCCUCUUCCGCUUCUGCCUCGGCUUUGGUAUCGGCGGCGAUUACCUGCUCUCCGCCACCAUCAUGUCGGAGUACGCCAACAAGAAGACCCGUGGCGCCUUCGUCGCAGUCGUUUUCACUACGCAGGGCUUCGGCAUCCUCCCAGGCGGAAUCGUCUGCAUCAUCAUCUCCGCCGCCUUCAAGGAGCGCUUCGACUAUCCGGCCGACAGGGACGACCGCGCCGGCUCCACCGUCCCGGAAGCCGACUACAUCUGUUGCACGACUCUCAUGCUGGGCGCCCUCCCGGCUGCCUUAAUCUACUACUGGCGGAUGAAGAUGCCAGAGACCGCGCGAUACACUGCUCUUGUUGCCAAGAACGCGAAACGGGCGGCACCCGAAUGUCGAGGUAUUAUUCGACAGGCUCAAGCGUGCUCCCCACUUACCUCGGGAUCGAUCGGCCUCAUGCGCAGCAAGUAG
Musa acuminata AAA Group (dessert banana) is the source of this 468-nucleotide messenger RNA. RefSeq names its product probable inorganic phosphate transporter 1-4. The transcript has a single exon. The coding region runs from base 1 to 468 and encodes 155 amino acids. The record is from RefSeq and is a predicted model, not a curated record. Gene Ontology annotation, cellular component: membrane. Gene Ontology annotation, molecular function: transmembrane transporter activity. Lineage: Eukaryota; Viridiplantae; Streptophyta; Magnoliopsida; Zingiberales; Musaceae. Gene Ontology annotation, biological process: transmembrane transport.